AUGUACCACUUUUCCACCUUUGCGUCGCUCGACCUCUUCUUCCUCUGCGCACUUUUCGCAGCUUUCUCGCUUCCUUUUCUGUUCCUGCGCCAAAGGAUGAUUGGCCAGGCCGAAGUGCGCGCGCCCGUCUGGGCAAACCUCAAGCGCGAGCUGACUAUCGACGACCUGAAGGCCAAUGCUGCCGCAAAGGCAGCCGUAAACCGUCAUGUGAAGCCAUUCCAGUCACUCAAGGAGGGCGGCGGCGUUGUGGUCGACACGACACCAUCAUCUCCAUCACUGGCCAAUCAACAGCACUCGACGCCGCCGCCGCCGCCGCCAGACGUCCCGACGAUGCAGACGGUCCUCAUGCUGUACCAGCCGCGCACCCGCUACGCCCUCACGCCCAAGCACGACAUCCCCAGCCUACGCUCCGACGACGAGGUGCUGAUCAAGGUGAAGGCGAUUGGCCUGAAUCCCAUAGACUGGAAGGCACCAGACUUCGGCUUCGGCAUCCCCACCCUCCCCUACAUCAGCGGCCGCGACUUCGUCGGCACCAUCGUCGACGCGCAUGACCCGUCCUCUCCCCUGCACCCCAGCACUAGUACUAGCAGCAGCAGUAGCUCCGCCUGCCCCUCCCCCAGCGGCACCAUCCCCCCCAGCAGCAGCAGCAGCAGCAGCUCUUCUACCACCACCACCACCACGACGAAGGACCAGAAAACCCAAACCCUCUACCUCGCCAUCUCGACCGACUACCGCGACCCCCGCAAGUCGGCCUUCCAGCAAUACGCCGUCGCCACCGCCCACACCGUCUGCCGGCUGCCGGCCGCGCUGCCCGCCGCCGCCGGCGCCACCCUCGGCGUCGCCUUCGUCGCCGCCGCCCUCGCCCUCGGCGUCUGCUUCGGCCUGGAUUUUUCUUCUCGCGUCGACCCUUCCACUUCUUCCGCUUCCGGCUCUGAUCCCUCUUCUUCCUCGUCGAGCAGCACCGGCGGAUUCCUUGCAACGGCAACAGCAGGCCCCGACUUCCGCGCCCUCCUCGCCGCCAUCCCCGCCGCGCGGAUCCCGGGCGACUGUCUCGCGGAGGCGCAUCUGCAUGCAGGAGCUGAUGAUCAACGCCGGCAGCGGCAACAUCAGCGCGCCAAAAAAGGCGACUGGCUCGUGCUGUGGGGCGGGUCGAGCACGACGGCGCGGAUCGCGGCGCGGCUGGCGGGGCGGCGCGGGGCGGGGAUGCGGGUGGUGGCGGUGGGGGACGUGGUGAAGCAUGGGGGGAGGAUCGUGGGCGGCGCCGGGGCUGGUGGUGGGGGACGUGGUGGUGGGGAUGAGGACGUCGAUUUGUGGGUGGAUAGUCAUGAUCCGGAGAGGGCGGCGGAGGUGGUGAGGGGAGUGGUUGGGGGAGAUGCGGGUGUGGGGAGGUUUGGGGUGGAUUUUGUGGGGAGGGAGACGGCGGCGAGGUUGGCGCGGGCGUUGGAUUCGGGAGAGGGAUCGGGGCCGCCGGCGCAUCUGGUGGGGUUGGCGGCGGGGCCGAAGGGGGUGGGCGAGGGCGUCAGGGUGCAUUCGGUGCCGAUCAAGCUGUUUCACGAGGUGCCCGAGGUGGGGAGGGCGACGAUGGCGUGGCUGGAGCGGCUGUUGGAGGAGGGGUUGCUGACGCCGCCCGAGGUCGUGGUGGAGGAGGGCGGGCUGGCGGGGGUGAAUGGCGCGUUGGAUCGGAUGAGGAGGGGGGAGAUUUCCGGGAAGCGGUUGGCGGUGGAGUUGGAUUGA
Messenger RNA from Diplodia corticola, 1734 nucleotides. RefSeq names its product quinone oxidoreductase. NCBI's taxonomy places the organism in Eukaryota, Fungi, Ascomycota, Dothideomycetes, Botryosphaeriales, Botryosphaeriaceae. The record is from RefSeq and is a predicted model, not a curated record. The coding region runs from base 1 to 1734 and encodes 577 amino acids. The transcript has 2 exons.